AUGGAGGCCGCGAGCUCCUCGACGGCUCGAUUCCCUGCUCCUCGGCGCGUAGCGACUGAGCCAGCGCCUUUCGCCCCCCGAAGGUCGCUCUCCGUAUCCUCCACAUCCUCGCGACCCGGCACGUCUAGCGGACCAAAGGGAGGUGACGAGUCGAUCGAGACUCUGUACAAUCACCCGUCCGUGAAGAUCAUCGCAUUCACCUCGAGUCAACGACCUUCGUACGGCGGCGCGACCCUGUUCGAGGAUCCCAAACCCGGCUCUCUCCCCGCGUCAACCCAGCUGGAACGGACGAUAGCAGUUGGCCCAUUUCGUAUCUACCGUGCCCCGGGCUCCGUCGCCUUUCUGAGCUGCGGCUCAGCCCUGCAGCCCAUACUGCCGAAGUCGCAGUGCUGGUGUAUCGACGAAGCCAACAGUCGCUUCGUUCUCCAGAUCCGACGGCCCCAGUACUGGAGGAUCGAGGUUCCGGUAUCUGAUCCUGAGGAUGCUCAUCGUGCCUUGGUGUUACGCGACGUCCUUGACAGCAUCUUGCUGUUCGAGAAGACCGAAUGUCCUUUCCAGAGGAGCUUCACAGUCGCACUGCCCGAACGGCCACAGACGCCAGUCAAGAAGAAGCCUUGGACUGCCGAAGGGAAGAACCUGAUAUCGUCGGCCUUCUCAUCGGAUAUCUCUCCGCCUUUACCUUCAAGGAAGAUCACCAACGACAAAAAACGCACCAGCGUCCCGGUGGAGCAAGUUGCGGAUCAGGGUGAGGUUGCAGAGCUACAAGCUACCGUACAUGAUUCCCCUCGCUUUGAAGAGAUUGGUCAAACCGAGCCCCUGGAAGGCGCCAAUCCGAGAAAAGAACCCCAGGAAGCCGGCGCAGGUCAGGAGACCACUCCCGAGGUUUCGUCAACUAAAGCAGAAACGAGUCCUCCUGAUUCUGUUGCGAGCGGUCUCGAGAUAUUUUCUGGGCUCAAGGCUUCUGAUCAACAACCACUUUCCACACAAGCACGGGAAGUUGAAGCGCACACCGACGAGCCGGCUAGGCCUCAAGCUACUUCAUCUGCUGACCGGCCCAGCAAAUCGGCUGACGAGGUACCUACGGCAAGCCCUCUCGUACCAACGGUAUCUCCGUCGAGUAAUGAAAAGGCUACGAAAACAUGCAUUCUACCUCCUUCACGGGUAAGCCCGGCGGUAGGCAGCGGACCUCCCGCGCCUGUACAACACGAUCGAGCUAAAGCGCCGGUAGCUCACCCAGAAGUACCGACCAGCAGCGUCGAAAGCGAUCAGCCGAUACCGAGUGCAGUGACCUCCACUGGAGAUUCUCUUGUAAAGACUACCCAGGAAGCAACACCACCACCUCCAGAUAAUCCUGUUGUGGGGAUACAGACCACCCCUGGAGCAGAGGAGACAGAGCCUCAAUCUUUUGAAGGCGCCGGGAGCGUUGGAACUGUCAAUCUCAAGAAGAAGCGAAUGAGCCGCAUGUUGGCCGGUCGAUCCGUGACCCUUCCCCUACAGCUCACCAUUGUAACUUCACCACCAACGAAGACAAGCCAGGGUCCCUUGGUUGAGGCAUCGGUAGCAGAGCCAUCUUCGUCGCCAUUGCAACCAUCCUUGAAGGCAGAUGAUACCUCUCCCGUUGGUUCCAUGGACUCUUUCCACAGCGUGCAGUCUUGGCAUAGCCCAAUCACCCCGCUUCCACCGUCGCCGCCGUCCUCUUCGCCUUCACCCCCAUCAUUUCCGUACCCCCAUGAGGACAUUAUCAUACCUAGCAAAGGGCAGUCAUCCAUACGAGAUGCUUCAGGUUCUGCUGCAACACCAGUCACAGCCAAUUCUCCAGACCCUUCGUCGCCUGCCCAUAGCUCGAAGCCCUCCAGUCCUACCAUCGUACUACCUGCCGACUCGGAGUCUCAUCCGUCUGCUCUCCCAGAACGCUUACAAGCAAGACAUCGCCAGAAGGGAAAUAACCUUUCGAUCAGCAGACGUGCGCUAUCACCCCUACCGCCUGCCGCAAAUCUUUUCUCACCGCAGGUGCGGCGACGCCCAAGCCGACUUGAGCUAGUCCGCAAGCUCCCUAGUGCUAUCAUCCACAAGACGGUUGAGAUACUUCUCUCGCCUCCCAGUCACUUGGUCAGCCUGAUGCUCAAGGUUGCUGCUAAGAUCGCAGCCGGAGAAUGGAGAGGCUUGGUGUUUGGCUUGGGUGAGGGCGGGGAGAGCAUCCCAGUCCACUGGGACUACUCCGAUGACGAGCUCAGUACGUGGGAAGAUGACGACGACUACACAUUUUCUCUCGGGCGAUUCGCGCGAAGACAGAACAUGACGGCCAACUUCUCUGAUGGUCAAGACACCACUCGCCCGGAAAACCGUGAUGGAGCCGACGGGAAUGAUCGCAGUUGGGAAGUCGACUAG
Messenger RNA from Neoarthrinium moseri, 2388 nucleotides. RefSeq lists its product as uncharacterized. Lineage: Eukaryota; Fungi; Ascomycota; Sordariomycetes; Amphisphaeriales; Apiosporaceae. Gene Ontology annotation, cellular component: extrinsic component of intraperoxisomal membrane. The record is from RefSeq and is a predicted model, not a curated record. Bases 1 to 2388 code for a protein of 795 amino acids. Gene Ontology annotation, biological process: peroxisome inheritance. The transcript is spliced from 3 exons.